Molecule: messenger RNA, 1910 nt
Organism: Rhododendron vialii
Lineage: Eukaryota; Viridiplantae; Streptophyta; Magnoliopsida; Ericales; Ericaceae
Product: inositol-tetrakisphosphate 1-kinase 4-like
Exons: 10
Coding region: 337-1413 (358 amino acids)
Biological process (GO): inositol trisphosphate metabolic process
Cellular component (GO): cytoplasm
Molecular function (GO): inositol-1,3,4-trisphosphate 6-kinase activity; ATP binding; inositol-1,3,4-trisphosphate 5-kinase activity
Source: RefSeq, a predicted model, not a curated record
UAUAAAAAUGAUCCGAACUGAUCAAUUUCUAGCGGUACUAUUUCCAUACGCACGUCCGCACUACUAUUUCCUAGUACUAGUAUUUUCCAUUUUACUCCAUCUAGAAAGCAGAACUACUCCCCCAGUUUUUUAACAUUCCUUUGCACUAAAACGCAGAGAGAGAGAGAGAGAGAGAGAGAGAGAGAGCGAGUGAGUGAUGUGUAUCUGCGUACUACCGAGAAACGAAAGAAGCUCAACGGAAAUUAACAUCUGAGAAAACAGAAGCGACGUAACCACCGGGGGAGAACCCUAGAUUGACCUGCAAAUUGGUAAUUCUUGAUAAAUCUUGAGGGUGGUAUGAGGUUGAACGGAGAGAUCUCAGAGGACAUUGAUGAUGAUGAUGAUAAAGAGGAGAGAGAAGAACCAGAAGCCGAAGAACUGAUGAAAGCGUGUUCGAUCGGCGAUGGAGGACUGUUCACGCUGACCCAGAAUCUGGUGGUCGGUUACGCUCUCACAUCGAAGAAAAAGCAGAGCUUUUUACAGCCCAAACUCCUUUCUUUAGCCAGAAAUAAAGGUAUAUUUUUUGUUGCCAUUGAUCGAAGCAGGCCAUUGUCAGAUCAAGGUCCUUUUGACGUUGUUUUGCAUAAGUUGUCAGGAAAGGAAUGGUGCCAGGUUGUCGAGGAUUACAGGCUAAAACAUCCAGAAGUUACUGUUCUCGAUCCCCCAUAUUCCAUACAACACGUGUACAACCGUCAGUCUAUGCUUGAGGACGUGCCUGGUAUCAACUUGCCUGAGUGCUAUGGAAGAGUUGGCGUCCCACGGCAGCUGGUUAUCACAAAAGAUCCAUUGUCUGUUCCUGAUGAAGUUAAUAAAGCUGGAUUAAAGCUACCUCUAGUCGCGAAACCGCUGCUUGUGGAUGGAACUGCAAAAUCACACGAAUUAUUUAUUGCUUAUGAUGAAUUCUCCCUCUCAAACCUUGAACCUCCUUUCGUUGUACAGGAGUUUAUCAAUCAUGGUGGUGUUCUCUUUAAGGUUUACAUUAUCGGGGAAACCAUUAAGGUGGUUAGGCGCUUCUCUCUACCUGAUGUCUUUAAUCCUGAACUAUCGAAAAUUGGCGUAUUCCGUUUCCCUAGGGUGUCAAGUGCUGCAGCUUCUGCUGAGGAUGCUAAUCUUGACCCUGCUGUUGCUGCAUGUAUUGCAGAACUUCCGCCAACACCUUUGCUUGAGAGGCUUGCAAAGGAGCUGCGUCAUCGCCUGGGUCUCCGGCUGUUCAACAUAGAUAUCAUUCGAGAGCAUGGAACCAGAGAUCUAUACUAUGUUAUUGAUAUCAACUACUUCCCUGGGUUUGGAAAAAUGCCAGAAUACGAGCAUAUAUUUACAGAUUUUCUUCUAAGCCUCAUGCAGAGCAAGUACAAGGAGCGACUUGCUGCAUAAAUGGAAAUGUAUCCUCUGUGCAUGACAUUUUGGUCUAGAAAUUGAAACAGGAUAUGGUUUAAUGACUCAGGCCUCGCUUGAAGAUGGAUGCUUCUCAAAUCCCCAUGCAACCUUAACUGGAUUCUUGGCGCUUUUGUACUGUCAAAUGAGCUGAUAUGUGAUUAUGGUGUGUAUAACGAUUUGAUCUGCACCAGAUCUGCUCCAGCCUUUUUUUUUGGGAAGCAUCGGUGUUUACAUCGUGAAAUUUCUUGAUUGUGCUAAUUUGAUUGUGCCUGAUCUAGCAAUCUCACACAGUUGAGUAGAUUCUUCAAUUUCACCAUUUCUUCGUAAAAAAUUGACUGCACCAAGUGUUGAAUAUUGUGCUAAUACGUGGGUGUGUAAGUUCAUUCGUCAUUGGGGCUUACAAUUCACCUUGUGCCUCAUUCCUUCAAUCGAGCAAUCUUGUUCUUAAGACGUUGAUCAAUAACAGGCGGCCUCAGUCAUUGUCUGAUUUCUAG